UCAGUUUCAAUUGUGAUGUGACAACGAUAGCAAUUCAACUUCAGGGACUCCAAAUUAAAAAAAAAAAAAAAUUGUGAAAAAAGAUAUCAAUCGGCCAAAAAAAUGGUUCAUUUAAAUUUAAACAAUCCUGAAAGUGUGUUUUAUGGCAACUAUCGACGGCAGUUAGCAGCAACCCUUACAGUUAAUUUAAUUGCAUUUUCUCAUGGCAUCGGACUAGGAUGGGUGGCUCCAAUGCUUUUAAUUUUUCAAUCCCCCGAAUCACCCUUAGCAUUUAAUGUAUCGGUACAAGAAAUUUCGUGGAUUGGUGCAUAUGUCGGUGUGGGAGCAGUUACUGGCAGUUUAAUAUUUGGUGUACUUCUUGACCUUAUUGGACGUAAAAAGUGUUUGUAUAUUGUAGCUGUUCCACACAUAUUCUUUUGGAUCCUGGUAUUUAUUGCCAAUGACGUUAAUUACCUUUAUAUAGCUCGAAUAUUAGGAGGCACUACUGGCGGUGGCUUAUAUGCAAUCUUACCUAUUUUUGUGGCUGAAAUUGCUGACUCAAAAAUCCGAGGUACCCUAUGUUCAAUUUUUAUUUUUACCUUAAACAUUGGAAUGCUUGUUGGCAAUAUUAUUGCAUCGCACGUUCCAUAUUUGAUUAUUCCAUGCGCUGUAAUAGUGCUUCCAGUAUUGUUUCUUAUCAUCAUUGUGCAAUUUCCUGAAACACCACAGUUUUUACUUCGUCAAAAUCUGAAUAAUGCAGCUGAAAAAUCUUUGAAAUAUUACACAAAUAUCAACGCUAAUAACAAAGAUGAACUUCAGCAAUUUGAAGUCAAUUUUAAUGAGAUGAAAGAGUUGAUUUUGUCUUCGAAAAACAAAGAAAGUUUUUCCUUGAUGGACUUUUGUACUAAGAGAUCAAUGAAGAGUCUUCUAAUGGGAUUAAUUCUCAUUGUAAUUUAUAAUUUCACUGGAAUUUAUGCUAUCCUCAACUACUCAUCUCUAAUUUUCGCCGAAGCCCAUGCCUCAAUGGAUCCGAAAACCAAUACAAUUAUUAUUGGAGUCUUUCAGAUAUUUGGAUCAUAUUGUGCAUUCGUUCUUAUUGAUAAAUUCGGUCGAAAAUUUCUCAUGUUGGUGUCUUUGAUUGGAAUGUGUCUUGGUUUUACAUUGAUUGGAGUACACUCGUACAUGGUCACUAAUUUAGCAUUUGACAGUGCAAAAUGGCUUCCUGUUGUGCUUAUGUCAUUUAUAAUUUUAGCAGCAAAUAUUGGCGUUAUGUCAGUUACUUUUAUAAUACUUGUUGAGAUACUUCCUCCAAAGAUAAGAUCUCUUGCAACAACAUUGUGUCUGGUUUUUGGGAGUUUAAUGAGCGGUGUAGUUCUAAAAGCAUUUCCAGUAUUAAUGGUAAUUGCAGGACUAUCAGGUGCCAUGUGGAUAUUGGCAUGCUUUUCUGCAUUUGGAUUUAUUUUUUACUUAGUAUUUGUUGGUGAAACAAAGGGCAAAAAUUUGAAUGAUCAAGAAGGAUAUCAUUCUUACUUCUUGUGUUUUCAAAAUUUAAAUAAAAAAAUUAAAAAGCAAUUGACCAAAAAAAAAAUGGUUCAUUUAAAUUUGAAAAAUCCUGAAAGUGUGUUUUAUGGCAACUAUCGACGACAAUUGUUAGCAACUUUGACAGUUAAUUUACUUGCAUUUUCUCAUGGCAUUGGACUAGGAUGGGCAGCUCCAAUGCUUUUUAAUUUUCAAUCCAUUGAUUCACCUUUAGCAUUUAACAUAUCUGUGCAAGAAACUUCAUGGAUUGGUGCCAAUAUUAGUGUGGGAGCAGUAAUUGGCAAUGUCUCAUUUGGUAUCCUUCUUGAUAUUAUUGGACGGAAAAAGUGUUUAUAUCUUUUAGCUGUACCACACAUAUUCUUUUGGAUCCUGAUAUUUUUUGCCAGUGACGUAAAUUACCUUUAUAUAGCUCGAAUAUUAGGAGGUACUACUGGAGGUGGCAUAUACGUAGUUCUUCCUAUUUUUGUGGCAGAAAUCGCUGAUUUAAAAGUUCGAGGUACCUUAUGCUCAGUUUUUAGUUUUACUUUGAACGUUGGAAUGCUUAUAGGCAAUAUUGUUGCAUCACACGUUCCAUAUUUGAUUAUUCCGUGUGUUAUAAUAGUGCUUCCAGUAUUGUUUCUUAUCAUCAUUCUGCAAUUUCCUGAAACGCCACAGUUUUUACUUCGUCAAAAUCUGAAUAAUGCAGCUGAAAAAUCUUUGAAAUAUUACACAAAUAUCAACGAUAAUAACAAGGAUGAGCUACAGCAAUUUGAAAUCAAUUUUAAUGAGAUGAAACAGCUGACUUCAUCUUCAGGAAACAAAGAAAAGCUUUCCUUGAAGGACAUCUGUACUAAAAGAUCAAUAAAGAGUCUUCUUAUAGGACUUGUCUUUGGGAUAGUUUUUAGUUUUACUGGAAUAUAUGUCAUCCUUAACUACUCAGCGUUAAUCUUUGCCGAAGCGCAUUCCUCAAUGGAUCCGAAAACCAAUACGAUUAUCAUUGGAGCUUUCCAGAUAGUUGGAUCAUAUUGUGCAUUCGUCCUUAUUGAUAAGUUUGGAAGAAAAAUUCUGAUGUUGGUGUCUUUGAUUGGAAUGUGUCUUGGUUUUACAUUGAUUGGAGUACACUCGUAUAUGGUCACUAAUUUCGCAUUUGACAGUGCAAGAUGGCUUCCAAUUGUCCUGACGUCAUUUAUAAUUUUAGCAGCAAAUAUUGGUGUUAUGUCAAUUACUUUUAUAAUACUUGUUGAGAUACUUCCUCCAAAGAUAAGAUCUUUUGGUACUGCAUCAUGUCUGAUGUUUACGAGUUUAACAAGCUUUAUUGCGUUAAAAGUAUUUCCAGUAUUGAUGGUCUUUGUCGGACUAUCAGGUGUUAUGUGGAUAUUUGCAUGCUUUUCUGCAUUUGGAUUUUUAUUUUUCUUAAUAUUCGUUGGAGAAACAAAAGGCAGGAAUUUGAAUGAUGAAGAAACGUACAAUUAGA
This is a messenger RNA of Episyrphus balteatus (marmalade hoverfly), 2971 nucleotides long. RefSeq lists its product as uncharacterized. Gene Ontology annotation, molecular function: sugar transmembrane transporter activity. Lineage: Eukaryota; Metazoa; Arthropoda; Insecta; Diptera; Syrphidae. Gene Ontology annotation, cellular component: membrane. The transcript has 12 exons. The record is from RefSeq and is a predicted model, not a curated record. Gene Ontology annotation, biological process: carbohydrate transport; transmembrane transport. The coding region runs from base 103 to 2970 and encodes 955 amino acids.